AUGGGCAUGUUAACAAAGUCAAACAGUACAAAGCUGAAGCAUCGACACAAUUCUUUCGAUGACCUUAAAAAGAUUUUUCUUACAUUAAGAGAUGUGUACUUGAUUGUCUUUGGAAUCGCUACAACCAUAUAUCCCAUAUUUUCAGCUCUCUGUGAUGGCUCAACAACGUGUCCGAACGGCGGCACGUGUAUUUCUCCUGACGAGUGUAGCUGUCCCACCGGCUUUUCUCCGCCUCUAUGUGCUGAUAUUGAUGAGUGUUCCGGUCCAUCACAUGGAUGUGAACAUGAGUGUAGAAACACCGACGGUUCAUACACGUGUACAUGUAGAGGAGGCUUUGUGAGAAAUCCAGAUCUUAAAACAUGCACUGAGGACUGUGGUCACCCUGGAUACAUAAAAGAUGGCACUGUGUCUUUGGCAUCAACACUGUUAGGCGCAUCAGCAAGGUACUCGUGUAAUCAGGGUUACCGUAUAGCCAGCGGGGAUGAAGUUCGACAAUGUCAGAGUGAUUUUUCCUGGAGUGGGCAAGAACCUACAUGCAUAUUCGCCAAUUACUGUGAAAGUUCACCGUGUCUUAACGGUGCUACCUGUGUCAAUCUACUUGGCGGUUUUCGUUGCGAGUGCGCUCAUGGCUGGAACGGGAAUAUAUGUGAAAAUGAUAUAGAGCCCCCAAUGGUGACCGGAUGUCAUGAAGAUAUUCAUGUCAAUGCCACAGAGCAAACUAUUGAAUACAGCUGGACUGAACCCAGUUCUCUGAUAGUAGAGGGUCUGCCAUAGAUAUUGUGUCCAACUAUCCAACUCCAGAGUUCACCUUUCCAUGGGGUGAUUUUACGGUACAAUACGUUGCCACAAAAAUUUCCAACGGUCUAAGAACCGAGUGUUCGUUUAAGAUCAAAGUUAGACCAACACCAUGUAGUCCUUUAAAUGUUCCUAUUAACGGGGCACUGUUAUGUAACGGGUGGCAAAACGGACUAUGGCAGAUUCUGUAUGAUCAUGUGCCAGCAGAAACUUCACGAUUGGUCCAUCCUUCAGCUAUAGCAUGUGGUAUGUGUGUGGCGCCUCUGGUAAUUGGAUCGCCGCCAGUCCUGUACCAGACUGCCAAGUUCCUGUCGACUCUGAGAACGAGGGCUUGUUCUAUCACCCAGAAUACGCUGGCUACGUGUUUACACCAUCUUGUCAAGAUCAAGUCACAAAAAGCACGUUGCAAAAUCUAUAUAUAGAAUAUCUGAAUGGCACUUCUAAAUUUUCUUCGUUUUGCACAACUUAUGGCAAUGAAUGUGUGAAAGAAAAUGUGGAUGUUCAAUGUUAGAGGUCAUAAUAUACAUUAUGUGUAUAAUUUUACAUUGUUACACAUUCCAAGAAUACAACAUUUUGUUAUUUGUCCUAGAAUGGUAUUUUACCGGUUAACAACAUUUACGUUUCAUAACAUAAAAAUGUAUAGAUCAGUUUGAGGUUAAAUGAGUUCCUGGAUAAUUAUAACAAUUAAUAAUUAAAAC
Molecule: messenger RNA, 1493 nt
Organism: Ruditapes philippinarum (Manila clam)
Lineage: Eukaryota; Metazoa; Mollusca; Bivalvia; Venerida; Veneridae
Product: sushi, nidogen and EGF-like domain-containing protein 1
Exons: 7
Coding region: 1-774 (257 amino acids)
Molecular function (GO): calcium ion binding
Source: RefSeq, a predicted model, not a curated record